CCUUCCUCAUACCUACCUUCCUUUUAUCCUUAGGCUUAACUCCAAACUGGCAUACUACUUCAGUGUGACCUUGCCUACAACAUUUAUUACAAUAGAAACUCCUCUUCUCAUAUAUUACCCUUUGCCAAUUCUUCUUUUUUCCUACCACCAACGGAAAAUCCUCCAUGGGAUCCUUCUACAAGUCCACUUCAACACAUAAUCUUGCACCAGUGGCUCGUGUUCUAUAUAAUGUGGCAUUAUCCGUCCCCAAGAAUCUACCAAAUCUAGUGGUCAAACUCUGCAAACAGUCCAUUUUAUAUAAAUGUAAAGGCAGACCUGAUAAGAAAAUCCACUGAGGUGCGAUCGAUGGUUCCUUGUUUACAUCAAAAUUCACAGACCAAUUAAAAAACCAAAAUUGGCACCCUGCCACCCAUCUUCCUUCUCGUGCCCAUGCAUGAAUGUAAUCCUUUUCGUUUACCAAAUAUAACAGAACAUGAUAAUUGUCCCUAAAACUUAUCAUUGAGACUUCAGAAAUACCUCAGGAUUGGAUAAUAUGCCUCUAAAAGACAUCGAUAGGCGGCCUUACAGAAAGAAAUUUAAGCACCAACGCAUACUUCAAAUCCUCAGCAACCUUUUCCAUCUCAACAUCCGAGAAAACAAAACCUAAUUCCCGAUUAAUUAGUUUCAGUUUCCUCAAUGGGAUUUUGAAUUUUAAAGAUGGGAUUGGCCUCUUCAAGGCUUCGGCAAAUGAUUUUCCCUCCAGCGAAACAUUCCCCCUUUUUGACCUUAUCAUCCUCCGAACCACUCCCCGCAACCCGAAAACUAGCGUCGACACCUCCCCUCAACCCUCCGAUAACAGCUACCAUAGACGGCACGAUCAUGUCUAUCAGCUAUCUGUUUUCCUUGUUGAACACCAAAAUACAAAAUAAAAAUAAUCAAUAAAAAACCAAACCUGCGGUAGACCUACGUCUUCCAUCACCGUAUGUUGCCGACGUGGGUUCGUCAUCACCACUUCGUCGUUGUCACCGUCUCAGAUUCUCGCAGCCCAACUCGCUGCCAAUGCCGGAGACGAAGUCGUUGCUGCUCUCCAACGAGAACCACUGCUACUGCAACGCCUAUGUUCCAACCUCGUGUGCGGCGGAGAUGGCGGCACAAAGAUGCUUCAAUGGUGAAACUUUUUGAAUACAACCCACAACUCGAGAAAAAAAAAAAAAAAACUCUUAAUGUGUCCCCGAACCCAAGCACUAUGGUCUAGACGUUUCUCAGGCGAUCACUCAGACAGUCGCAUAAUCCUUGUUUGUAGUUUAUGGGUUAUUCUCAGUCAAUUUCGGAGCAACUUUGCCGCCAGCAGCACCGCCAAUAAUCACCACUUCAUUUGCUUGGCUGUCGCGGCGUAGUCGUCACUCUUAGGAUUGAAACCCUAACAUUGAGGCGCUUAGGAGAGAGGGAGUCACACUAUAUGAUCAAAAAAAAAAAAAUUACAGUGGAGGAGGAGAACACACUCUCACUCAACUCUAACUCAAAUCACUCUGCCACCCACACACAGCACUCAGUUCUUCUCUCUAUAUAUUUUCUUUUUGCAUACUCACACUCUACUUUACAAAGCAGUGUGCAUAUGUAUAUAUGAGAGAGAGGACCAUUGAGAUGGAGCAGCAUUGAAAAUAGAAUGCAUGCUCGAGACUGCGCAUGCCCCAGAGCUAACCCUUCCCAAGUAACAUUAAAUGCACCCACAUGGGUGGGUCAACAUAUAUAGCAAUGGAGUCGAUGAAUGCUCAAUACACUGAGCAUAAUCCAAAAACCAUUUAAUUUCCACACGCAUGCACCCACCCAAUUAACCGCAACUUGUGUGAUCCAGCAGGAUCAUCCAUGCGGUGCGACAAAACCGCUGCUCAUCCGCCUUCAUGCUCAAAGCACGCUGCUUUCUGUUACCCCCACAGCCCAGCAACUUCAAUUCCUCCAUAUGUAGAAUCCAGCUGGUAUAAUAUGUAUAUAUGCAUGGCAAGGGCUGCUUCUGCCGUCGCUGCUGAUGAUGCACAAGACGAGGAGCUUCUUUCCGCUGAGAUCGUGAACCGUGGCGUCGAAAGUUCGGGUCCCUAUGCGGGCUCCCCCAGUUUCUCGGUCAGGGUCCGACGCCCGCAUAAUUUUCUCAACUCCGUCAACCUGAAAUAUGCGAAGCUGGGCUAUGCUUAUCUCAUCACCCAUGCCUUCUACUUCCUCACCACCGCGCCCCCCAUAACACUUCUUCUAUUCCUUAUUAUUCACAAUAAUAAGGAUAACAAUACUACCCGAUCAGGAAACCAGCUGCGUCCUCCGCUUGUCAUCUGGAAGGAUAUUCGCUUCAAAUGUGACCUCCCCGAUGCUCUCUGCUUGUUGGGAUUAUCCACCUUAAUUCUCUACAUCUAUCUGCUACUCGCACCCAGGUCCACCUAUUUACUCGAUUUCGCAUGUUUCCGCCCACCCGAUGACCUCAAGAUUUCGCGGGAGAAAUUCAUCGAGUUGGCAAAAAAAUCCGGACAGUUCAGCGACACAGCAAUCGAAUUUCAACAGAGAAUCAUCAAGAAUUCGGGGCUGGGGGAUGAAACCUCCUUGCCAAAAGCAAUUUUCCAACAAGGCCACAAAAUAACCCUUAAGGAUGGACGAGAAGAGGCCGCCAUAGUGAUGUUUGGAGUGGUGGACGACCUUCUUGCCGCCACCAAGAUCCGGCCCAAGGACAUCGGAAUCUUGGUUGUGAAUUGCGGAAUCCUAAACACAACUCCGUCACUGUCGGCGAUGGUGAUAAACCAUUACAAGCUUAGGCACAACAUCCACAGUUUCAAUCUAGGAGGCAUGGGUUGCGCAGCCGGGAUAAUAGCCGUGGAUCUAGCUCGCGACCUUCUCAAUGCGUACCCAGGCACAUAUGCACUCGUGGUGAGCACUGAGGCAGUAAGCUUCACCUGGUAUUCUGGGAAGGACCUCCGCAUGCUUCUUCCCAACUGCUUCUUUCGAAUGGGGGCCGCUGCCCUCCUGCUGUCAAGCCACCGCCGAGACAGGUGGCGCGCCAAGUACGAGUUGAAGCAGCUUGUUCGAACUCACUGUGGCUCGGACGAUAGAAGCUUCGAGAGCGUGAAGUUGAGAGAGGACGCCGAAGGGAAGCAAGGGCUAUGGUUGUGUGAAGACAAGAUGCUGAUGGAGGUGGGGUGGGAGGCGCUGAAGGCCAACGUCGCCGCACUCCGGCCACUUGUUCUUCCCAUCUCCGUUCAACUCCGCUUCUUCGCAGGCAUGCUGCUCGAUCGUUUCAUGACAUUUUUCUUCCACCGCAAGAAUAAUAACAAGAAUCUGAAUGUGGAGUACAAGGGGUUGGAGUUGGACCACGUGUGCAUACAAGCAACAAGCAAGAAGGUGCUGGAAGAGAUCCAGAAGAACUUGGGGCUGAGGGAAGAGGAGAUGGAGGCGUCAGUGAGGACACUGGAGCGAUUCGGGAACACUUCCAGCAGCAGCAUUUGGUACGAACUGGCUUACUUGGAGGCCAAUGCCCGAGUCAAGAGAGGCCAUCGCCUUUGGCAGGUUGCUUUCGGGUCUGGUUUCAAGUGCAACAGUGUCGUUUGGAAGUCUCUCAGGAAUGUCAAGAAGCCAAAGUUCACCCCCUGGUCUAACUCAUCAUCCAUCACUACCUAAAGGCUUUUAACCCAAUUAACAAAGAAAGCACUCACUUCAUGUACGCUGAAGAAUCCGCUAGUUAAGCUAAGUUACCAAGUAUGGCAAUUAAUCUGUACUGCAGCAUCAGUUUCUGAAGUAAAGAAAUUCAAUUUCAAGCUUGGCAAAUA
Messenger RNA from Malania oleifera, 3782 nucleotides. RefSeq names its product 3-ketoacyl-CoA synthase 15-like. The record is from RefSeq and is a predicted model, not a curated record. Gene Ontology annotation, cellular component: membrane. The transcript has 3 exons. Gene Ontology annotation, biological process: fatty acid biosynthetic process. The coding region runs from base 1846 to 3633 and encodes 595 amino acids. NCBI's taxonomy places the organism in Eukaryota, Viridiplantae, Streptophyta, Magnoliopsida, Santalales, Ximeniaceae. Gene Ontology annotation, molecular function: acyltransferase activity, transferring groups other than amino-acyl groups.